Messenger RNA from Micropterus dolomieu (smallmouth bass), 10785 nucleotides. It is a transcript of the gene shank1, whose product is annotated as SH3 and multiple ankyrin repeat domains 1. The record is from RefSeq and is a predicted model, not a curated record. Gene Ontology annotation, molecular function: synaptic receptor adaptor activity; ionotropic glutamate receptor binding. Bases 1 to 7419 code for a protein of 2472 amino acids. NCBI's taxonomy places the organism in Eukaryota, Metazoa, Chordata, Actinopteri, Centrarchiformes, Centrarchidae. The transcript has 27 exons. Gene Ontology annotation, cellular component: postsynaptic membrane; postsynaptic density; dendritic spine.
AUGACGAUGCCGUUCAGCCCCCUGUCCAGCGACGAGGAGCAACAAAGGAUGCUGGGAAACAAUCGACAUCUCUAUCCAGGGGCAGAGGACGAGGAAGAGGAGGAGGAAGAGGAGGAGGAGGAAAUGGAAGAAGAUGAACGUGAUGAGGACCAGGAGGAGGAGGAGGAGAAUGGCGAGCUGGAGGGGGAGGAGGAAGACGAUGAGGAGGAGAUGGUGGAGGAGGUCAGGCGAGGAGGCCUAUCGCGGGGGGGCAGGGGUGAGGGACACAGGCAGUCAGGUAAACUGGCCGGACGACCCACCGGGGACAGACAGAUACGGCCAGGGAACCCUGGACACACCACAAACCCCUAUUCGUCCAACCCUGGACCCACACACCAACAGCCAGCCAAUCACAUACAACAGCAGCAGCAGAGGAGGCUGAAGGAGCGCAGUGCCAGCUCGGUGCCAUCUGAGGACACCCACAUUGCCAUGAUGGUGUUUCGCAUCGGCAUCCCAGACAUAAAGCAAACGAAAUGUUUGCGGUUUAACCCAGAUGCCACAGUGUGGAAGGCCAAGCAGCAGGUGCUGUGCUCCCUGACUGAAUCUCUGCGGGACGUCCUGAACUAUGGUCUGUUCCAGCCCGCCACGGACGGCCAUGAUGCCAAGUUCCUGGAAGAGGAGAGGCUGCUCAGAGAGUACCCACAGUCCUUUGAGAAAGGGGUACCAUAUUUGGAGUUUCGAUACAAGACCAGGGUGUACAAACAGACCAAUCUUGAUGAGAAGCAACUGGCCAAACUGCACACUAAGGCCAGCCUGAAGAAAUUCAUGGAUUAUAUCCAAACCAGCGCUGUGGACAAGAUGAUCAAGUUCUUAGACAAAGGCCUUGAUCCCAACUUCCAGGACUCUGACACCGGCGAGACUCCUCUGUCCCUGGCGGUGCAGUGUGAGCCGGGUGGAGGUGAGCCCAUCCGGGUCCUGGUGGAGGGAGGGGCUCAUAUUGAUUUCCGCGCCAAAGAUGGACUCACAUCGAUACACAAGGCUGUUCGAGGCCACCGCCAUACAGCCCUGCUGGUCCUGCUGUCUCUGGGUGCGUCUCCAGACUAUAAGGACCGAAGAGGGUUGACUCCGCUCUACCACACUGUGCUGACAGGGGGAGAUACCUCCUGCUGCGAAACACUCCUUUACCACCGCGGCAAGCUGGGCAUCAGGGAUGAGAACGGCUGGGACGAGACACAUCAGGCCUGUCAGAAUGGUAACUCGCAACAUCUGGAGCACCUCCUCUUCUAUGGGGCGGAUUCUUCCUCCCAGAAUGCAUCUGGAAACACUGCCUUGCACAUCUGUGCUUUAUACAACAAGGAAAGCUGUGCACGAAUUCUUCUCUACCGGGGAGCAAAUAAAGACACAAAGAAUAACAGUGGUCAGACCCCCUUUCAGGUGGCUGUUAUGUCCGGCCAUUUUGAGCUGGGAGAAAUUAUCAAAAACCACAGGGAUACAGAUGUGGUUCCCUUUGUGGAGUCUCCGAAGUACGCACCUCAGAGGCGGGAGAGUGCCCGGACGCUGACAAUACCCCACCCUCAUCCCUUCCUUCGUGCCAACAGUGAUAGCAGCAUGAACUUGCCAGAUUGGAUGGCAGUGCCCAAUGCCCCGGGGACCAACAUCGUCUCUGUGCAGGGCUAUAAGCAUACAGGAACCCUGCGGAGCUCCAGCAGUCCCAGAGGGGCGAGGACGCGUUCCCCGUCCCGAGGGAGGAUUGGAGACAAGGAGGACCGGAGCAGGCAGAGUCGGAGACAGGGGCCUGCUCCAGCCAGCACAGUUGGGCAAACCGCUGGCCAGCGAAGACGCCUCUACAGCGCUGUCCCAGGACGAGUCUUUGUAGCUACUCGAGCGCACUCUGCCCAGGGAGAGCGAGAAAUCAGCUUUAAUAAGGGAGACAGGGUCAAAGUGUUGAGUGUUGGCGAAGGCGGAUACUGGGAGGGGACGGUCAGGGGUCGCACAGGUUGGUUCCCCUCUGACUGUGUAGAGGAAGUGAUGCUUCGAAGCCAAGACAACCGAUCAGAGAGCCGUGGAGAACGAGCCAAAAGGCUGUUCCGCCAUUACACUGUGGGAUCCUAUGACAGCUUUGAAGCUCCCAGUGACUAUAUAAUCAAGGAGAAGACGGUGCUGCUGCAGAAAAAAGACAGCGAGGGUUUUGGCUUUGUGCUGAGAGGGGCCAAAGCUCAGACUCCUAUAGAGGAAUUCACUCCCACCCCGGCCUUCCCUGCACUGCAGUACCUGGAGUCAGUGGACGAGGGAGGCGUCGCCUGGAGAGCCGGUCUCAGGAUGGGGGAUUUCCUGAUAGAAGUCAAUGGUCAAAAUGUCGUGAAGGUUGGUCACCGGCAGGUCGUCAACAUGAUCCGGCAAGGUGGCAACAGCCUCAUGGUCAAGGUUGUCAUGGUAACCCGCAACCCAGACAUGGAGGAAGGUUCAAGGAAGAAAAUCCCCCAGCAGAGUAAGAGGCUAAGCACUCCAGCUAUCGCCCUACGAUCCAAAUCCAUGACUUCAGAACUGGAGGAGAUGGUGGAGAGAGCUGCUACCCCUUGGAAAAAAAAAUCAGAAUUCGAAUCCUCACAAGUUACAGAGAAGAAGAGGACAGUCUAUCAGAUGGCUUUGAAUAAACUAGAUGAAAUUCUUGCAGCAGCUCAGCAGACAAUCAGCACCAAUGAGGCGCCAGGGACACGGGGACAGGGGCCAAAAAGAGAGAGGGGACGAAGUUUCUAUGGCAAUGAGCCAAACUACGGGGAUCAGUCCGGGAUGGGGAUGAUGUCGUCGGGGUUGGGCCUCGGCUAUGACCGUGGCCAGUACACCUCAGGUCACGGCCCACAGCACGGUAUGCUGCGGCAAAAAUCCAUCGGGGUGCCUGAGGAGGAGAAGCAGUUCCUGCACCCUCCAGCCAUGAAGUUUGCUCGCAGUUUGUCGGUGCCUGGCCCAGACGACAUCCCUCCUCCUCCCACCACAGCUCCACCAGACCCUCCAUUCUCCUCUGCUCCGCCACUAGGUUGGAGAGCUAAGUCAUCCCAACAACCCUCUGUCUCUGUGUCUCAGUCCACAUCCACCUCUGCACACUACCAGCCCUACCCCCAGUCAGUGCACUUCACCCAUGGGGGCAGGGAGAGGGCAGGUGGUCCCAGCACCGGCUCCAGUGGUGGAGCGGUGGACCACACAACCUCGUAUGCACAUGCAGCUCCCCAUACUGCUCAAAGCAGGACUGCUUCGCGGAAAGUUGCCUAUACUGGGGAGCCUGUUGGACCUGGCAUAGGGGCUGGUGCGGGGGCCAAGACAGCAGGUCUUAGGAGAGGCUACAGCACCGCUGUCCCCCCAUCGAGCAUUGCCACUGUAAUGCCUCAGCAACAACAGACUACCCAGAGUCAACCCCAGCGAGCAGACCGCAGUGCGGCUGGGGCUGGAGCAGGUGGUCCUAAAGCAGGGGCCCGGAGAGGUAAGGGUCCCCUGGUGAAGCAAUCCAAGGUAGAGGACCUGCGCACGGGACAGGGUACACUGGGGGGCAAAGGUUCGGUGGAGAAAAGCUCAAUCCCCAUCCCCACCAUUAUUGUCAAGGCCCCUUCAACCAGCAGCAGUGGACGCAGCAGCCAGGGCAGCAGUGUGGAGGCUGACGCUCCUACAUCAGGGGAGACAGAUGAAACCAAAACACCCCAUGGUCCUCCUCCUUCAACUCCCGCUCCACAGCCCCCUGCCCCGCCUUCCAUCCCAGCACCGCCGCCUCCUUCCUUGCCUUCCAUCCGAGCCCAGGAUAACCUGGACUUUACCAGCCAGUUUGGGGCUGCCAUUGUUGGUGCAGCUCGCCGAGACAGGGAACGGUUUCAUGAAGCCCGCAGAAAGAGUGCCUCCUUGUUCAUGUCUGCUGAGGAGGAUGUGAGCCUUGGGGGAGUGAGUGAUGGAAUAGGCGGAGUAACAAGGACUCAGGUGUCACAGCAGCAGCUUAGCACACAGGGUGAAAGUUCAUCAACACGGCUGCGCCCAUCCAAAUCAAUUGAUGAGGGCAUGUUCUCUGGGGACACCUUUAUCCAUCACACCCGCAGUAUGCCACCAGCCUUUGGUCUACCUGAGUACUCCUCACCUGCCCUGGACUAUCAACCUAAGUCUGUGCCUACUGACUUGUACACAGCAGCAGGCAGGCAGCCAGCAACCUCUGCUACCACCACCUUCAUUCACCCUCUAACAGGAAAGGCUCUUGACCCCACAUCACCACUAGGCCUCGCCCUGGCUGCUAGAGAGCGUGCUCUGAGGGAUGACAGCAGGUUAAGGAGGGGAACAGAGCACCACUUCAGCCGCCAGAUGUCGAGUGUGGUGUUUCCUUCAUCUUCUGCCGCCUCUCAGUCUGUGUCGUCCAACGCCCAGUCCUCCACCGCCCAGUCCUCCAGCUCCUCCUACCUGGUCACCUCGUCUUCUCUGGCUGCCACCACGCCCACUGUUGGCCGUCCACCCUCACCCAGAAUCCUCAGAGGAGUUGGGAGUGUGUGGAGUGAGGAAGGGGGUGGAGGAGAAAGGGAGCGGGAAGGAGGAGGGGCUCGUGAAGGACUAAGAGUUCGCUUCUCUGAGGACAAAACCGUCCACACGCACCACUACCAGUCUCAGCCGUAUCAGCCAACCUACAAGGAGAGGGAGCGGGAGAGGUCAAGGGAACGCGAGAGGGAGCUUUCGAGAGAAAGAGAGCGGGACAAAGAGAGAGAGGGUUACAUGAGGAGGGCAGAGCAGCAAGUGUCCCAGCCUCAGCAGCCUCGGAGGCCCACUUUUCUCAGGAUGGAAAGUCAAUCUGAUGCCUAUAUCUUGUCCCUCACCCCUCCCUCUCCUCCACCUACCAGUACCCAGCAGACAGUGAACACUACUGGGAGCACUGGGACUGGCCUGAUGGUUCUCCCUCCCCCUGCCCCCUCAGUUGAUGCUGAUGAUGAGUUUGUCUACGCAGACCCUCUCCCACCUCCAUUAGAGUUUGCUAACAGCUUUGACAGGGGAAUAUCAAGGUACACACAACACGGGAUGCUACCCAACAGCCUGACAUCCCGCCAACAGCAGGUCCCACCCCCACCACCUCCUCCUCCACCUCCACCACCGCCCCCUCCACCCCCCCAAAAAGAACCAUUUGUAAGUGGGUUUCCUGCUCAUACACCCCUGCCCUCACCUCAGGCAGGGGACUCCACUGCCUCCAGCCUCACAUCUUAUGACAGUGAGGUGGCUAACCUUACUCAGUCCGCUCCCUCCCCCUCCCAAACAUCACCUAACCCACCACCCCCUGCCUCGCCCUCUACCUUGCAACCCACCUCGAUAGCAGGACCCCCACCUCCCCCGUCAGUUUCACCGCCACCUCCUCCUGGUUCCUAUCACAGACCCUUCACUAUGUCCCACCCCCACCACCUUUACAACAGCUCUCAUACUCCUGGGCGCUCUUCCCCCACGCCUCCCCCGCACACUGUCGCUCCUCCUCCCGCCUACCGUGGUCCCCCAACGCCCUCCUCCACUGCUGCCACCUCUGCUCCACUUAGGGGCAACGCCUCAUACGCCACGACCGCUAGCUGUGCCGCUACAACCACCGCUGCUGCCACCACAACAAGCACCUCCACUCAGCUCUACCAAGAGCGUGCACACACCACACAUACAACAUCCUCCACCUCCAUCAUGGGCAGUCGCAGGACAGGGGAGCACCACCGUCCUCCGCCCACUACCAAGAAAGGAGAGUCCCAGGAGACAGUGGUAGACUCUGGGAUUGAAGAGCUGGAUAGCCGCAGCAGCAGUGACCACCACCUGGACAGCAUCCUGGCUUUAAGUGGAGCCAGCGUACGGGGAGACAGGCUGGACCGAGGGGAGAGAGGAGGUGGAGCUGGCGGACGGAUGGGAGGGGGAAGUGGAACAGGGGAAUCAGAAAGGGGAGGAGAUUUUCUGGAGUCUUACAUGAGCUACCUGGACGGACAAACUUUUGAAAUGCAGAAUGCCACAGCAGCAGCCUCCACCUACCCAAAAGCCAAUAGGUUCAGAGAGGGAGGUCGCACCAGUGAUCUACACAGACAGACCAGCACCGCUCCUGCGUCCUUCCACUCCCACAGACGGAGGGACGAGCAGGAAGAGGACGAGAUCGAGGAGGGAAUCGCAGAGGAAGAAAGUAGCCAGGAUGGGUAUGGGGUGAGGGACAUGCAGAAUUUGGGACGUCCCAUUUCACCAUACUUUGAUCGCCCACGCACUCCUGAGAUGAAGCCUCUCUGGGGCGAAGGGCAGAUGUCCGGUGAUGGAGGGGGUCAGUCCGGGGCACUUUUAGAGGGGAAGAAGAUUUACCCUCCUGCAUCCAGUAUGAAGCCCAGCAUCAUAAAUGAGCUGAGCAGCAAACUGCAUCAAAGAAGCAAGGACAGCUGGAGCAGCCAGAGACCACUGAGCAGACACAGGUACACAUCAUUUAUCUCCCUCUCCAUUCACAGAUUUUCAGAAGACUCAGCCUCAGCUCUGAGCCCCCCCUCAGCUCGAUCCCAGUCACCGUCUCCAAUUUCGUUAUCGCAGCCGUCGUUAUCCCCAUCCCCCACCCCUGCCUCCCAGUACCCUAACUGGGGACGAUCCCCAUCUCCUCAGCCUCCAGCUUCUUCUCAGCCUCCACGUUCCCACUCCCCGCUGUCUCCGACAUCUUAUUCCCCUUACCCCACCUCCCCCAAACACAGACCUGUCUACCGGACCAAAGCCCUAGAAUUCCAGUUCAUCCCUAGUCGAGAGUCCCGUAAAGCAGAAUCACACAUACUCCAGCGUAGGCGAGCACCCAGCCCCCUCAUCUCCCCGUCAGAGAGGCCCAAACUGGGUCCACCGCGGCCAUCAUCCCUUCCACUCCUCCCCACCUCACCCCUAUACAGUGCCAUCUAUGACCUUCGAGGUUCAAUCACCCCACCAUCACCUGGGAACCCUCUUGGAGAUCCUUACUUCUCGCCCUCUCCUCCACUGUUUGCUCCCUCUGGUGCCCCUCCUCCUCCAAACUCUACCUUAGUUGUUUCUCGAUCGCUCUCUCCAACUCACUUCCUGUCCGGGACUUCUUCUCCACCCCUGCACCCUCUCCCUCCACCUACCUGCCUGAGUUACCCCCAUCUUCCACCCCCUUCCCCUACAAAACCUUUUGCCUCCAAGCCGCUGCCCUACUGGACCAAGUAUGAUGUUGCAGACUGGCUAGGAUACCUGAACUUGGGUGAGCACAGAGAGCGUUUCCUGGACAACGAGAUUGACGGCACCCACCUUCCCUCGCUAACCAAGGAUGACUAUCUAGAUUUGGGUGUGACACGUGUAGGCCACCGCAUGAACAUUGAACGGGCCCUGAGGAGCGUAAUGGACAGGCUGUCCAGCAGCCCAUUUCCCAUUUCUGUUCUCUCACCUCGGGAUGGACAGACUGAGAGGAGGAGGGACGACGGGAGUCGGAGCUGAGGUUGCAAAUGCAGAGGCAGAAAGAGAGAGAGUAAGAAAGAAGGAGGGAUUGGAGUCAAUGAGGGAGGAAGACACAACUGCUGCUAUCCAUGGUGGAUUCACACAACAAAUGAGGGGGGAACAGAUUUCACACAGAGAGCGACAGAAAGAGGGAGUCAAGUCCCAAAGGGAAAAGGAAACACAGGGAUGGAAAAAGGGCUGACGAUCCAUAAAGACAGUCGCUGGCGCUCCCAAGUUGUGGCAGGCUGAUAUACACAAGUACACUCCCCACAUGCAUGCACGGUCACACCAAUCAACAAACAAGUAACACAAACACACUGUCAUCCAAAAUGCAUACGGAGACACCAUGGCUGCAGCGGAGUGAAGAACAGCGAUGAAACCGAACCAAAUACAUGAGAGGAACAAUCAAAAGCCAGUUAGAUUUUUUUUUUUUAAUCAAGCAGGUUGUGUUGUUUGGCAGCGAGCUGGAGAAGAUAAAGGUGUCCUUCAUCAUGCUGCCAUCUUGUUGAGUAGUCCUCUUACCCCUCAGUUGGCUGGUUAUAUCUGUUCAGGUUUAAGAGUGGAACCCACCACAAAUAUUUAAGAGUGCAAUCAAUGACAACCUGUCCCCGUGUGAAUGGAUGUCAGUAUGCUUAAAACGUGUCUGAAUAUCAGAGGAUGAAUAUUUGAGGGUGAAUGUGGGUGAAUGUGUGCAGGAGUAAGGAUUUUGUCUGUCUGCAUGGUGAACGUUGGACGACGCAGGGCAGUAUAUCAUGACAGCUUCCACGUCUUUUAGAGGUGAUGAGGGCACAGAUAACUUCCUUGGUUAAGGCCAAGGAGGCUGGCUGUGGCUUUGAUUGGUUACGUGUUGUUUUUACCUCAUCACUGGUAGGGCUCUGUCCUCACUGCAGGUCCUGUGAUCAGGAUGUUGUGUGUUUCUCAAUAUCUAUUUAUCAUCUUAAGUCUUAUAAUGACAUAUAUACAGACUGGUCACUGUAUCACAAAUUUGUAGCAAAAAUAAGUGCCCAGACCAACAAAAAAAAAAGGAAUAAAAAAAGGAAACACACUGAUACGCACACACAGGCACCCAAGUUACUACUAUACACGCCUGCAUGCAGACACCAACAUGUAAACACACACAAGCACUUACAAGUGAUUGUGUUAGAGUUUAUGGGACACCUCAUAUAUAGACACACACUAUAUGUUUGGAUCCAAGAUGUACUUAAACAAAAGGAGACAGACUGUGCUUUCAACUGUUAGACAGGAUAUGUGACCAUGUGAGGAGAUAUCUAAACCCCGAGGAUUUUAUUUACCGAGAAAGACUUCCUCAGCAUUGAGGCAACUGUUGUACACCCAUUCAGACCUUCAGUCCGAGGGAGACUGGAAAGGAGAGGGAAGGGAACGAGGAAAAACUGCCAUUUACUUGCUCUUUCCCACCCAAUCCCCCCUGCUCCUUCCAGGAGUGGUCCCUCUCUCUCUCUCUCUCUCGACAAAAUCCUGGAGGAAACAUGCAGCCACCCGGCUGAGAGGAUCUGAGAGAACCGCUUAUAUCGAGUUUUAAUACUAUGAUUGUUCUUACAAUUUUUAAACUUUAAAUGGGAAUACUGGAAUACUGAUAUUGAUAUGAAGAGAUUUAUUGUUACUAUUUAUCAUUACUAUCAUCGUCCUUACUGUUAUUAAAGCUUCGAAGAGUUCCUGGUUUCUGCCUUUGAUGGCUGAGAUGGCUCUUGUGCAGUCAUCGUAUUUUCUGACAGUAUUGAAGAUAAAUCGUGAUGGCUAUAUGAAUAUAUAUGUAAAUGUAGGUAUUUUUGAAUUGAAAGAUGCAUAUUAUUUCAUGCACGGUACCCUUAACAUUGCUUUUAUGUGACAAGAGGCGUUGCAACUUAAUGUGAAGCACAUUUUAUAAUCAAUUCCUUACUUCCUCCUUACUGUUUUUCUUUUGUCAGACUAAAAAAAAGAAGCUUUAAUCAAAAUUACAUGUUGACUUUUAUGGCCUCAAACUAUGAUUUCCUCCCUCUUUUUAAAGUUGGCUGCCACUUAAUAACAUGGAGAUGCUGAAAAUGUAGCAACCGUUACUCUGUGGAUGCCCACAAAACACAUAGGUGAAAUUCUUUUUUUUUUCAAUUCCAGAUAACCGCCAUCCCCUCCUGAUUGAUCACAAAUGUCACUCUUCUAUCAUGUCUUGAUGUGCCAUAUUACACUGAAGUCCUUUUAUUUUCCCAUCAGCUAUAACUGCACAUUUAUAUCUCAUUAUAACCUCAGUCCUGCUUUUCUCAAUUUUGCUGAGAUCAAAUAUAAGGGCUCUCUCAUGACCACUUUACCCUCACCUGUCCUGCUGCUUUUGAGUCCUCGAAACAUAUCAAAUGUGCAUUUUACAUCGGGAAUCCUCAGUCUGUUUUUGCAAAAAGCUAGAUGAGUUUUCAUAGAUCAUGUCGCUCAUCAAGUGCACAGGCUACAAAUGUGAAUGAGCAAAGGUCAUUAAGGGGGCAUUUGACUCUGUAAGUGCUUUGUGUUGGCGGUCAAGGAGAGAUUAUAUUUGAAUGCUAAGGGAAAUAGCAGUAAGGACGAUGAAAAUAAUGGUCACCUAAUUAUGGUUUAAGAUGUAAAAAAGAAGUCUCAAAAGUUCUAAAGAAUCUCUGUCUUCCAAAUAAUGUUUAACAUGAAAAGGUACAAUGUAUUUAUUUAACUGUUCUGCUUUCUAUACAGUUCGACCCAUUCUCUACAUCUGCCCCCUUCCACUGUUACUGACCUGACAGUAUUAAGAGCUCCAGUGUGUUUUUGCUCAUAUGCAUCUUCUUGUUUGUACAAAGCACCUUCUGCCGUCGCUGACAUGUGCCAGUAUGCUCACAGCUCAUUGUUUAUUACCAGCGUAUUAUGCAAUGACCCUAUUUCCAUUAGCAACUGUGGCUUUUCACACGUCCCUUUAGAGGUAUUGGAGUCAUUUUGAGCCUGAAAGGGGCCGUUUCUGAACAAGCAGAAUGUGGCUUCCUGUCCAGACACAAUCCACAGCCAGAUUCUGCUUGUUUCUUUCAGGUCUCUAAAAAGUUUGCUAGUGUGAAUAGGGCCAAUUAAUAACUUCGGAUAAGACAUUUUGAAAACAUCUCUUGCUGAUACAAUGAUGAUCUCGUUAAGUGACUGGUGAGAAACUGUUUUUGGAGAAUUGUUAUUAAUUCUUUCUUUGCGUUUAGUAGUUAAAUUCAGGAGUGAUGGCUCAUCGUUGCUGUCGGAAGAAAAAGCAAGAUCUGAGGGAAUCGGUCUGACUCUAUAGAAAGCAUUUCUUUUCCUUUAAGAGAUCUUUUAAAAAAUGAGAAUAUGAACUGAUGAAAGGUAACUUACAGAAUAUAUAUGUAUAUGUUAUAUGCAUAUACACACAUUCAUAUAAACAUA